Messenger RNA from Neurospora hispaniola, 1238 nucleotides. RefSeq lists its product as uncharacterized. Lineage: Eukaryota; Fungi; Ascomycota; Sordariomycetes; Sordariales; Sordariaceae. Gene Ontology annotation, molecular function: dihydroorotase activity. The record is from RefSeq and is a predicted model, not a curated record. Gene Ontology annotation, biological process: 'de novo' pyrimidine nucleobase biosynthetic process; pyrimidine nucleotide biosynthetic process. Gene Ontology annotation, cellular component: cytoplasm. The coding region runs from base 133 to 1206 and encodes 357 amino acids. The transcript has 3 exons.
AUCACGAAAUGCCCCACUGUCCCGAGACGUCGACGGGAAUGGCAUGUCUCGGGCUGAAUUGACUUUGGAGUUCCACCCCGAUUAGUCGAUCAUUACUCGAUACAAUCCAACCCACUUGGUGUUGUAGACACAAUGGCUCUCAAGGACUCCUACCUCCUCCCCGCCGCGGCGGACAUGCACGUCCACUUGCGCAACGCCCCCGGCCCCAUUGCCGAGCUGGUCACCCCGACCAUCCGCAAGGCCGGCAUCGACACCGUCUUCGUCAUGCCCAACCUGGCGCCUCGCCCCGUCGUCACCGUCGAUGAGGCUCUCGAGUACAAGAAGGCCCUCCAGGCUUACGACCCCGAGGUCAACUACCUCAUGUCUCUCUACCUUCACGAGAGCAUCACCCCCGAUGAGAUCCGCAAGGCCAAGAAGGCCGGUAUUGCCGGUGUCAAGGCCUACCCCCGCGGCGCCACCACCAACUCCCAAUGGGGCGUCGUCUCCUUCGACCCCUUCCACGACGUCCUCUCCACCAUGGAAUCCGAAGGUCUCGUCCUCAACCUGCACGGCGAGAUGCCUUCUUCCCCCACCGACAACGUGACCGUCAUGAACGCCGAGUCCAAGUUCCUGCCCACCCUCACCUCCCUGCACAGCAAAUACCCCAACCUCAAGAUCGUGCUCGAGCACUGCACCACCGCCGACGCCGUCGCUGCCGUGCGCGCCUGCGGGCCCAACGUGGUCGCCACCAUCACGGCCCACCACCUCUCGCUGCUCGUGGACGACUGGUCCGCCAACGUGCACCACUACUGCAAGCCGAGCGCCAAGUCGCCCGAGGACCGCCGCGCGCUGCUGCAGGCCUUGGUCACGAGCGAGGGCAAGUUCUUUUUGGGCACCGACUCGGCGCCCCAUGAUAUCUCGAGCAAGAAGGGCAAGGGCAACACGGCGGCGGGCGUGUUCACGCAGCCGUAUGCCUUGGGCUAUGUGUUGACUGCGCUGGAGGAGGGCAUUGCGAGGGGAGAUAUCAAGGAGGAGCAGGUGACGGAGGAGGUGCUGGCGGGCUUCCUUAGUGAGUUUGGUCGCAAGUUUUACGAGCUUGGGCCGGCGGAGAAGAAGAUUUUGGUCAAGAGGGAUGGGGCCGUGGUGGAGGAGAGUCUCAAGACGGACAAGGUGGAGAUUGUGCCGUUCAGGAGCGGCGAGAAGACGUGGAGUGUUGAGUGGCAGUGAGUGGGAGUUAAACAGGUCGUAAUUUGAGGAAA